AUGUUGUCCACUCUCCAACCAAACACGGACCACUUUGCCUCGAACACAGGCUCCGGCCAAGGCGGUGGUGGAUCUGGCGGUUUCUCCGUCUCGCAAAUCGAAGCUCAGCGCUCUCUCAAAUCCUCCAUCCCAGAGCUCACUUCCGGUCAGCACGAUGCCAUCCCCUCUCUCCUCACCACUUACUCAGAACUGCCCAAACAAAUCGCCGGCCCUACCGUCUGGGAUGCAGCCUCGUACUCAGGUGAAGCGAACCGUUCCAAAUGGGUGCACACUUUCACCGAAACCGAAAUUGCUCAACUCGAAUCUGCCUCUCAACUCUGGCUCGAAUCCGGUCGUGAACUGGGCGAGGUUGAACGUUCCACUUUCCCACUCCCUUCUGACCUUGUUGCUACUCUUACCCAACUUCGAGAACGCUUGGUCAAGGGCCAUGGAUUCUACCUCUUCAAAGGCCUGCCCACCAAGCGAUGGGGUAACCGCCUAUCCGCGAUUGCAUACCUCGGUCUGGGUUCCUACUUGGGUAAUGUAGUAUCGCAGAACCGAUACGGCCACAUCUUGGGCCACGUCAAGGACUUGGGCGAGGACCCAACCAAGAUCGACAAGGUUAGAAUCUACCGCACCAACGCACGCCAGUUCUUCCACACUGAUUCAUCCGGUGGUAUCGUUGGCCUUCUCUGUCUUCACAAAGCGAUUGAAGGCGGAGAGAGCGAUAUUGUCUCCUCUCAUGCUGUUUGGAACCAUUUGCAAGCCCACCGACCAGAUCUUGCCGAACUUCUCGCAUCCAACAUCUGGCAUUUCGAUCGCAAAGGAGAAGUUUCUUCCUCCAACCCUUACUCCCCUGACGAGCCUCAGAAAGAAUGGCUUACCCGACCUAUCUUUCACCUCGUCAAGGGUCAGCCUGAAAACCGUCUCAUCCUGACCUACGACCCUUACUACCUCAAGUCGAUCCAGCGCCACGUUGAUGCUGGACACAUCCCCCCGCUCUCGGAAAAGCAGAAAGAAGCAAUGCAAGUGUUGGAAGAGACAGCAAAGCAGCUGAGCUUGCACAUGGUGCUAGAUGUGGGAGAUAUCCAGUUCGUUAGUGAUGUACACGUGUUGCAUGCUAGGACGGAGUACAAGGAUCCUGCACCGCCAGCGCCGAGGAGACAUCUAUACAGGUUAUGGUUGGCCGUCCCGACGCAACAAGGCGGUUGGGAGAAUGCUUAUCCUGAUAACGCACUGAAGAGGAGAGGUGGAAUUCAGGUUGAUGAUACUAAGCCCACUUAUCCUCUCGAUGGGGAAUAA
Molecule: messenger RNA, 1281 nt
Organism: Ustilago hordei
Lineage: Eukaryota; Fungi; Basidiomycota; Ustilaginomycetes; Ustilaginales; Ustilaginaceae
Exons: 1
Coding region: 1-1281 (426 amino acids)
Molecular function (GO): oxidoreductase activity
Source: RefSeq, a predicted model, not a curated record